AUGCCCUGCCACAUGUGCCGUGUCGCAGCUGUCCAGGAAGUGACUGUGGAUUCUCUGGGGAAGGCAGUGGAGUGGCCUUCUGCAGAUGGCCAACAAGUCUGUUUAGGGCAUCAGACUGAUCACUGUUCACCACUGUUUACUAGAGGCUUAAAUGGGCAGCUACCACCAAGACUUGCCGGUGCUGCUCUAAGAACCCAGUCUUUCCACUUGUCUGCAUAGAGACUAAAGAAAAGGCCACAGAAGAGUCCACCAAGAGAACUUGAUUUACAUCGUUAUGACAUAGGAGACCUGAAGAAAGCUCCAAAGCCAGCCCUCUUUCGAUUAGCUGGUCUCAUUCUUUUUGUAUCAGCUCCUCUACUUAUGGCUGUUACAGAGCUGUAUUUACCUAAAGUUGCAUUUGCUAAAGUUUCAUAUGGACCCUCCAUUGCUUCCUUUCUAGGUGGGGCACACUGGGGCUUUGCCUUGCCUGCCAGGAGUCCAGCAAAACCGUCUAGUUUAGCCAGUAGUGUGAUUUCAUGGGUAGCACUCCUUUAUAGCCAUGACAUUACAAAGUCUGCUUUACUUGUGAUAAUGGCUUUGCAUUAUUACCUGUCCCUGCUGCCCACAAUCCCCCUCCCUCAAGCCACAGAUUAA
Molecule: messenger RNA, 633 nt
Organism: Xyrauchen texanus (razorback sucker)
Lineage: Eukaryota; Metazoa; Chordata; Actinopteri; Cypriniformes; Catostomidae
Gene: tmem69
Product: transmembrane protein 69
Source: RefSeq, a predicted model, not a curated record